Salvia splendens (bonfire salvia) is the source of this 1200-nucleotide messenger RNA. Its product is annotated as F-box protein At3g07870-like. Gene Ontology annotation, molecular function: protein binding. The coding region runs from base 1 to 1200 and encodes 399 amino acids. NCBI's taxonomy places the organism in Eukaryota, Viridiplantae, Streptophyta, Magnoliopsida, Lamiales, Lamiaceae. The transcript has a single exon. The record is from RefSeq and is a predicted model, not a curated record.
AUGGAUGGCAGUCGCUGCGAUUUCUUCAAAAUUCUACCAUCGGAAAUCACCACACUCAUCCUCUCCCGCCUCCCUGAUCUCCGCACCUUUUCAAUCAGCAAAUGCGUUUGCAAACCAUGGCGCAAUCUCCUCGAAUCCGACGAUUUCUCCAAAUCCAAAAUCAAAUCCCCACCCGCCCUAGCCAGAUUGACCUCAACAAAGGGGAAGAACUCAACUCGGUGCUCGAUUUUCGAAAUUGAAGACGAAGACGAAGCCGUUUCGGAGAAGAUCCACGAUCUUCACUACCAUCCGCUCGCUAAUUUGGAGAUUCCUCACGGAAAUCAACAAUCAAUGGAAGCUAUAUCUGCAAAUGGAUUGCUUCUUCUCCACCCAGAAAAUGGCGAUCCCGAAGAGCCUUUUUACGUAUGCAAUCCGAUCACUCGUGAAUAUAUCGUGCUCUCCCGCCCUAAGAAAUACAUCUCACUUAGAUAUUUGUUAAGUUACGGAUUGGGUGUGAGCGAAAUAAGUGGGCAAUAUAAGGUUAUUUGUAUUAGUCGCGGCGGUGGAAUUAACUGCUUCCACGUGUACACUCUCGGGACGCGUAAAUGGAGGCUCGUUAAAGGCGGGGCCGGUUCUCGUCUAAAAUUCUUUUCUUACGGACACACUGUAUGCAACGGCAAACUCCAUUGGACGGUGUCGGAUUUCCGUCAGCCUUUACGGAUUUGUGGUUUUGAUGUUGAGACAGAACGUUUUAGCAUCUUCUACGCGCCUCCCGUGGGGGAGUGUUUUGGCUUCAUCUUUGCUCCUCCUGUGGGGAAGCCCUUCGGGAAGUUGUGCGUUUUGAAGGACAAAUUGUGCUUUUGUUACUCGCGGGACUCGGAGAUUGUCGUCUGGGUGAUGAAGGAAUACGGAGAUGAUGACUCGUGGACGAUGGAGUACACGAUGGGGACUUAUACCUUUGAUUUCGAUGACCAUUUUUGUAUGGAUUGGACGAAAAUGAAGUGUGUUUUUCCGAUUGAAAUCUUCAAAGAUGGCGAUGUUUUGAUGUUGAUGGAGAAGAUGCGGCUUAUCUACUACAGCAAGAAGACGGGGAAGACUCAACAAGUCGGUAUAUUUAAGGAUGCGGUUGCUAAGGAGGAUUACUUUACCUUUGCCACGAUUUUCACUCCUAGCCUUUUGUCACUAAAGAGUUUUGGAGUGGAGGAUGUUGUCGCGUUCUAG